AUGUCGAAGGAUCACACCAGCAACGAGUCCACACCUUUUCUCUCUCGGAGCUCUCACCACUCUUCCACAACAGCAAUCAAUGAUGUUGCCUCUGAUUCGUCGACGAAUCAUCAUGAUAUUUUCGUAGUGGCUCUCUAUUCACGAUCGGGUCCAUGCCUUGAAAAUAAUUAUAAUGCCACUCCCUUCAAUUCGCCCAUUCUUUCACAUGGAAUGGUCAACAGCUCUCCCAUCAUGAUGAAUCAUUCAUCCUCUGCAACAAUCUUACCAUCACUUGGACUCUCGAUGGAAUCUGUCAAGAAGACAUUUCUACAAGUCAUUGAAAAACAACGAAUCAAUCUCAAUCAAUUCAAUAGCAGCAAUCAUGGAUUUAUGACCAUGAAGGUCACUUAUCAAUUGCAAAAUCUGAAUAUUCAUGUCUUGGAACACCAUUACCAAGAUCGAUUUUUCUUUUAUGUAUGUUUGGCACAUUUGAAUGUUCCUGUGAGAGUUUGUUUUGGAUUAUUGGAACGAUGUAAGAAUGACAUGAGAGAGCAAGUCUUGUCAAAAGUUCAAUCAUCUUCUUUCAUCUUACACAAAGAAGACGCCUCUACUCGACAAGUAGUUUCCAAAAUUUUACAAACACAAUUAGACUUUUGUCUUGUCAAAACCAAUGACAAGAUCGUGCUGGUUCAAUCCAAAAUAGAAGAUGUGAAAUCCAUCAUGAUUUCGAAUAUUGACAAACUCAUUUCAAAUAUGGAAUCAACUGCAGAGCUUUCUCAACGAACUUCCGAUUUGAGUCAUGAUUCUCAAACCUUCAUAUAUCAAGCACGGAAAACAAAUCAUGGCAUGCUCUGUCGAGUGUUAAUCAUUUUAGGAGUUCUCCUCUUCAUCCUUAUUGGCAUUAUUGUAUUUAUCAUUUUGAUGGUCAAAUUUGCUUAA
Molecule: messenger RNA, 918 nt
Organism: Naegleria fowleri
Lineage: Eukaryota; Heterolobosea; Eutetramitea; Acrasida; Naegleriidae
Exons: 1
Coding region: 1-918 (305 amino acids)
Biological process (GO): vesicle-mediated transport
Cellular component (GO): membrane
Source: RefSeq, a predicted model, not a curated record